GGACCGCUUGGUGUCCCGGUGGGUACCACUACAUGAUUGGCUGAUGUGGCAGUCAGUCACAUCAAGCUCAAGGUCCCAUUGGUGAAAGACUAGCCCGUCGACUGUGACUCUCGCGGUACUGCUGCGUGAAGAUGGCGGCCGAACUGGUGGAGGCGAUGAACAUGGUCAAAAGUUUCCGGGUCUCAGACCUGCAGACGCUGCUGGCUUCCAUGGGGCGCAGCAAAAGCGGGCUGAAGCAGGACCUGGUGGGCCGUGCGCUGAGGCUGGUGCAGACAGAAUACAGCCCCGAGCUGCUGAAGAACGUCCGGCAGCUGUAUGAGUCGCGUUUCCCCAAAACCACCGGCUGGCUGGCGGCACGGCGCCCAGAGGGCAUCCCGGUGUCUUACUCGUCCCUCAGCUCGUCCCCGUCUGCCACCUCUCAGGGUGUUGAAUACCUCAACGGCAUGUCCAAACCGAUGGCCACCCCUCCACCGGAGGUCAAGCUGGUUCCCCUGCCCUUCUAUCAGACAUUGGAAACACUGCUGCCUCCAACAGAGCUAAUUAGCCAGAGUAAUGGGAAACUGCAAGACAAUCAGUGCAUAUUUGAAUUAACACCCAGUCAAGCAGACCAAAUCAGAAACGCACGUGAAAUUCGUCCAGGAAUGACUUCAAUUCAAGUGGUUCUUAGAAUAUGUUACACAGACUCCAUUGGUGUCCAAGAGGACCAGUAUCCCCCCAACAUUGCUGUUAAAGUCAACCAGACCUACUGUCAUGUCCCAGGCUACUACCCCUCUAACAAGCCUGGCGUUGAACCUCGUCGUCCUUGUCGUCCUGUGAACAUCACUCCAUGUUUGCAUCUUUCUAGCCUCACUAACAGAGUCACCAUCACCUGGGGAAACUUUGGCAAGCGGUACUCUGUAGCAGUUUAUUUAGUGAGGAUGUUCACUGCAGCAGACCUCUUCAACCAGCUCAAAUUAUGCUCCGUUGAGAGUGCAGAACGCUGUCGUGAGCGCAUUCAAGACAAACUUCGUUUUGACCCAGAGAGUGAGAUUGCCACUACAGGCCUCAGGGUUUCUCUCAUUUGUCCACUGGUGAAGAUGCGGAUUGGUGUGCCAUGUCGAGUUUUAACCUGCGCCCACCUUCAGUGCUUCGACGCGGUCUUCUUCCUGCAGAUGAAUGAGAAGAAGCCCACAUGGACUUGCCCCGUGUGUGACAAGCCUGCCCCCUUUGAGCUGCUCACUAUUGAUGGGUUGUUGUCCACAAUUCUGAAAGAGACAAAUGAGGAUAUUGAGGAAAUUGAGUACCUGACCGACGGCUCCUGGCGACCCAUUAGUGACGACAAAGAGAAGGAGAAGGAACGAGAACGCAGCAAUACGCCAGAGUACUCGGUGGUUGAUAUAUGUGUUCCUGAGACAAAUGGUCAUUCGCCGGCCCACAGCAGUGCCAGUCUGACGGGCAAAUCUGGAGGCGCACCUGACUUUUCCGGAGGAGGACCCGCUGCGGCGCAGCCUGGAGGCGUUGUGGUUGAUCUAACUCUUGACUCCUCCUCUGAGGAGGAAGGGGGCGGGGCCGGGGGUGACAGCGAGGACACUGAGGACAGCUCAGACAGCACUGCCCCCAAGAGACGCCGAUACGACUAUGACAAGGACUUGGUCACUGCAUACUGACCCCCCUACCCUCUGCACCACAACCAUUACACCCUCAUGACCUUGACACACAGACUGAGAAGCUAGUGGGGCUGAAAGCAGGAGUGAUCCGUAGUCGCCCAAACAGCAGAAUCUUCUCCGAAUCAACUCUGAUUAACUCCUAACACACAUACACAAAGUUAAUGAACCUAUCUUGUGUCAUUAUUAGGAUUGUUCUUUAUACUCAACUUGACUGGAGGAUACACUACCAGUUUUGACCGACUGUCACCCUGCAGCAAAUAUUUUAACUCUACUUCCUCAGUGAGAGAAAUGAGACCACACCUCUGACCCUUUCUCUCCUUCUCCUCUUGACAGUUCCUUUCCUCAUUGCUAUCCGACCAGAAACAAUAGGCUCUUUAAGCUGCCGGUGUUCAGCGGGCAUCUGGUUUUCUUUGUUUGGGUACAUUUGUGAUAAAGUGGGCAAAGAAAAACGACAAAUGGCAAAAGAAUAACAGCAAAGUGGAAGGAACGAAAUGGAUGCUUGGUGAAACCUCUCCCACUGUUCUAUACAUAUAGGUUUUUGUCAGGAAUUUAUCCUUUUUAUUAUGGAAAAGUAUACAACAUCGGCCGCAAUAUGUAAUGUUUCCUGUUUUGUUUUUUUGUUUGUUUUAAUUUUGUCCUAUGUAAAAGGAAACCUACCUCAGUCAUUAUACACUUAGCAGACUGAUCAGCGAUCAAAAAGCUUAGAAGCCAAUUUUUACACUGGAUAAAUUUUGUUUUCAUUAAUGUAUUUUUUAAAAACGGAGUCAUUGUUCUAUGCAGUUGAAUUUGAGCGAUGUGUGACAGGAUUUAACAGGCUCAAUAGCUGCUUCAAUAGGGGACGGUUGUGAAGUUUGGAGGCCACUGUGUAGUUAGCGGAGGAGAAUGCGCUCUGCGCUUUUUCUUGAGCUUUCCCCUAUUCACCUGUGUGUCCUUUAUGCAGGUAUCUCUAAAUUAUUCACACGUGUUUUCCUUUUUACCCUCCCGAAUUUGUCUCUAAAUCUAUGGUUACUAUUACUACGGUUUGGAUGUUGAGCUGUGUAAUUGGUGUGGGAAUUUGAGCACUGUUUCACAGGACCUUGCUGCUUUAUGCCGUGCGUGUCGGCGCUCAAACCAAACCGCUUGUCUAUGUACGAGCCCACCGUGCUAAAGAGUCACUGAUUGGAUUACAAGUUUCUUGUUGACCCACAAUCCCCAUCUGCCUCCUGGCAGUGUCGUUUCAGGUCACCACCACCACCAAGUCUCCCUAUUUGUGUUGUCCAUGAGGGAAGUUGUUGCUGGAAAGUGAGGCCUGCAUUUCCCUCUUUUUUUCUGCGCAAACACAAUUACUUUUUGAAAUAGGGUCAGUCAAAUCUGGUCUUCCGAUUUCAUUCUAUGUCUGUAGGUUAUUCUCAACAAGGAGUACAAACAAUAUAAGAAACCCAUCCUGUUUGUAAGUAACUGCUUCUAAAAAAAAAAGGACACAUUUGUUGCUAUAGGUUGUAGAUUGUCAUUCAUUGGUUUUGUUUGCCUUACAUUGGAAUCUGAGUGGUAUGGAACUGAGCCAGGUGAUGUUUUUUUGAGGGGGAGGCAUCCUAUAUGUUGUGGCAUCUCUUAUUCUUCAGAUGGUAAACAUGCAUUAAAAGUAGCAUGGACAGAGGCAUACAAUCCAUAAUGUAAAUGUUUUUUUUUGGUUGGUUGUUUUUUUUAUAUGUUCAUAUUAAAAAGACAAUAAAAUUUAAAUAUUU
Doryrhamphus excisus (bluestripe pipefish) is the source of this 3370-nucleotide messenger RNA. RefSeq names its product protein inhibitor of activated STAT, 4a (gene pias4a). NCBI's taxonomy places the organism in Eukaryota, Metazoa, Chordata, Actinopteri, Syngnathiformes, Syngnathidae. Gene Ontology annotation, biological process: regulation of transcription by RNA polymerase II; protein sumoylation. Gene Ontology annotation, cellular component: chromatin. Gene Ontology annotation, molecular function: SUMO ligase activity; zinc ion binding; transcription coregulator activity. The record is from RefSeq and is a predicted model, not a curated record.